CAGAAUCAUUAGUAGACAUGGUAUAUCAUUCCAUUGUUAUGCUGAUGAUACACAGCUUUAUCUAAGGACAACCCCCACCUCUUCUUCUCCCUUGCCAGCAUCCUUACUGACCACAUGCCUGGAGGAGAUAGAGACAUGGAUGAAGCUCAACUUCCUUCAGUUGAAUAGCUCAAAGACGGAGGCCAUCUUAAUUGCCACACCACAUCAGCUCCGCUUUUCAACUAUUAACAGUAUCACUUUCUCUGGCCAAAACAUCACCCUUUCCACAUCUGUCACCAAUUUGGGUGUUAAAAUGGACUCUCAACUCACCUUUGACACCCACAUCAAACACCUCUGCAAGACAUCAUUCUACCACCUCAAGAACAUUGCCAAACUCCGCCCAUUACUCAACCUGGCAGAUGCAGAGAAGCUCGUCCAUGCCUUUGUCUCCUCCAGGCUGGACUACUGUAAUGCACUCCUCAUCGGGAUCUCUGGCAAAAGCAUCCAGCGACUACAGUACAUCCAGAACAGCGCUGCCAGAAUCCUGAUGAGGGAACUCCUCAACCAUCACACCACUUCACGCACCCUCCGAUCAGCAAAUACAAACACUCUAAACAUCCCUAGAACCAAGCUCUGCAGCAUGGGUGGUAGGGCCUUCUCAUCGGCUGCUCCGAGAUUAUGGAAUGCCCUCCCUGAACACCUGAGGGCACCACAAACUAUUGAUGUUUUUAAAAAAAACUUAAAAACAUAUCUUUUUAAGAAAGCUUUUUACUGAAUGUUAUUUUAUAAUUGCUUUUCUCUUUAAAAACUAUUUUAUCUUGCAUUUUUAUAUAUGCUUUGUAGCACUUUGAGAUUGCUGUAAUGUAAAGUGCAAUACAAAUAAAAUGUAUUAUUAUUAUUAUUAUUAUUA
Misgurnus anguillicaudatus (oriental weatherfish) is the source of this 889-nucleotide messenger RNA. Lineage: Eukaryota; Metazoa; Chordata; Actinopteri; Cypriniformes; Cobitidae. The record is from RefSeq and is a predicted model, not a curated record.